Molecule: messenger RNA, 3684 nt
Organism: Trypanosoma theileri
Lineage: Eukaryota; Euglenozoa; Kinetoplastea; Trypanosomatida; Trypanosomatidae
Product: NADH-dependent fumarate reductase
Exons: 1
Coding region: 1-3684 (1227 amino acids)
Biological process (GO): protein flavinylation
Molecular function (GO): oxidoreductase activity; FMN binding
Source: RefSeq, a predicted model, not a curated record
AUGCUCUCAACUAAACGUCUACUGUUCCGCCCGUCUAUUACCACCGGUAUUAGACGCGGUGAAGCAAAUAGUGUCGUGCUUUCUUCAACCUUAUGUUUCGCAUCCAAUAGCACUACGCUCGCAUUACGGUGGAAUUCAACGACAUCUCGUACAAGCCAUCCCUCACAAACACUUAACUACCAACAACGUUUUUCUUCUGGUGGUCCUGAUGGUCGAUCCUCUGCAUCUAUGGUUAUUGUAGAUCCUGUACGGGCCGCAAAAGAACGUGAUCGUAUGGCGAGAGAAAUGCUCUCAAGUAAUUUACCACGUCCUGCGGAAGAAGAACGGGUUGUGGUAACGUUGAAGGGUCUUGUACACACAGUACCAUAUACCCUUCGCAUCGUUGAGGAUGGCGCAAGUCUGGCUAAAGAGUCAGAAGCCAAAGCAAAAGUAAUUCUGCAGGAAUGUUUUGAUAUGGUAAACAAGUACCUAAAUCACUAUAACCCUGAAAGUGAAGUCUCUAAGGUGAAUGAACUCCCAAUUGGUGAAAAGCAUAAAAUGUCUGAACAUCUUCUACGGGUUAUGGAGUGCUCUGUUCGUGUAUAUACCUCCAGUGGAACAUGUUUUGACCCCGCCACUGGACCCCUCGCCAAACGUUUACGUGAUUUAAUGCUAAAGGAAGAUGGGGAUGAUAUAACACUUUCUGAAGAAGAAGUUGAGCGUUUUUCACUCCCACGUAGCUUUGAUGUUGAUUUAGCUCAAGGUACCAUUUCCCGUUUACACGAUGAGGCGAAACUCGACCUUGGUGGUCUUAAUAAAGGUUAUACCGUUGAUUGUGUGGUGGAGAAACUUAAUGAUGCUGGUAUAGCCAAUGUGUUAUUUGAAUGGGGAGGUGACUGUCGUGCUUCCGGUGUGAAUUAUCAACGUCUUCCUUGGGCUAUAGCCGUUACACGUCCACCAAGUGUAAAUGAGGUACGAGAACGUGCAGAAGCCAUUGCUGAAGGAAAGGAAGUAGAGGAAUUGAGUGUAUUACGUGAGAAGGCUGCACUUCUACGUGUUAUGUAUCUUGAUGAUGAAGCGUUAUGUACAAGUGGAGAUUAUGAAAAUGUUGUUUUUAACAAGAAACAUGGCGUUCGUUGCAGCUUGUUUGAUUGGAAAAAGAAAGGAUUAUUAGAACCUGUAGAUGAUGAACUCGCUCAAGUUUCUGUAAAGUGUUAUAGUGCCAUGUACGCGGAUGCCCUUGCCACAGCAAGUGUUAUUAAACGUGAUACUGUAAAGGUACGAUAUAUGUUGGAAACCUGGCGUCAUUCCCGAAACCGUGUAACCAAUUAUGCCGCCUAUACACGUGAAGAAGAACGUCUUGCUCACAUGUAUGAAAUUGCACGUGAAACUCCUGAAUUACGGCAGGAACGUAUUGCUGGUUCAUUACCUGCUCGUGUUAUUGUUAUUGGUGGUGGACUUGCUGGUUUAUCAGCUGCAAUUGAGGCAGCUAGUUGUGGUGCUCAAGUUAUUCUUAUGGAAAAAGAGUCUAAACUUGGUGGUAAUAGUGCCAAAGCUACAUCUGGUAUUAAUGGUUGGGGUACACGUGCACAGGCUUUAAAAGAUAUUUAUGAUAACUGCAAAACCUUUGAACGUGAUACAUAUCUUUCAGGUUUGGGAGGUAUGUGUGCACCUGGACUGGUGCGUGCCCUCUCUGUAAAGAGUGGUGAUGCCAUUGGAUGGCUUUCCUCUCUUGGUGUUCCAUUGACUGUACUCUCACAACUUGGAGGACACAGCCGUAAACGUACACACCGCGCUCCUGAUAUGCCGGAUGGUACUCCAGUACCCAUUGGUUAUACUAUUAUGCAAACACUUGAGCGACACAUCCGUAAUAAUCUUUCUGAUCACAUUACAAUUAUGGAGAAUACUUCCGUAAAGGCAUUGAUGCAUGAAACUCAUGGCACUCCAGACGGUGGACAUGAAGUACAUGUGACUGGUGUAACCUAUGUGAAGUCCAAUGGUGAAGAGAAGGAGCAAAUGACUUUAACGGCUGAUUCUGUCAUUCUUGCUACUGGUGGUUUCUCUAACGAUCGUGAAGGAAAGUCACUCUUACGUGAGUAUGCCCCACAUUUAUUUGGUACGCCCACAACCAACGGUCCUUGGGCCACUGGUGAUGGUGUAAAACUUGCCCGUCGCCUUGGUGCAACUCUUGUGGAUAUGGACAAGAUACAACUACACCCGACUGGUCUUAUUGACCCUAAAGAUCCGGCAAGCCCAACAAAAUACCUUGGCCCAGAGGCACUUCGUGGAUCUGGUGGUAUUCUGUUAAACAAUAAGGGUGAACGUUUUGUAAAUGAGCUCGAUCUCCGCUCUGUUGUAUCAAAGGCUAUCAAUAUGCAGGAUAAUGAGUAUCCAGAAUCUAAAGGCAGUCGUUUUGCUUACUGUAUACUUAAUGAGGCAGCUGCAGAGUUGUUUGGUAGAAACGCCCUUGGUUAUUACUGGAAUGUAUUGGGUGUAUUCAAACGUGUAGAAGAUGAACAUGAACUGGCAGAAUUAAUUGGUUGCAGUCAGGAGACUCUGCAUCAAACUCUGGUAACUUAUGAGGCUACCAGUAGGAAUGGGUCGAGAUGUCUAAAGACAGGAAAAUCUGUAUUCCCAUGUGUUCUCGGUCCACAAGGUCCUUUCUAUGUUGCCUUUGUUACCCCAUCUAUUCACUACACUAUGGGUGGAUGCCUUAUUUCGGCAGCGGCAGAAAUACUGCAGGAGCAUCAUUCAAUGAACAUUCUUGAAGAUCAACGUCCAAUUCGUGGAUUGUUUGGAGCAGGUGAAGUAACAGGAGGUGUUCAUGGUGGUAAUCGACUUGGUGGUAAUUCUCUACUGGAGUGUGUGGUGUUUGGAAAGAUUGCGGGUGAUCGUGCGGCAACAAUUUUGCAAAAGCGGGAUUCGGCUCUAUCAACAGAAAAGUGGACCUCCGUUGUGGUGCGUGAAUCGCGCCGUAGUGAACAGUUUGGUGCUGGUUCUCGUGUAUUACGUUUUAACCUUCCUGGUGCCUUACAACGUUCUGGUUUAAGUCUUGGUCAAUUUAUUGCUAUCAGAGGUGAAUGGGAUGGAAGACAACUUAUUGGAUAUUACAGUCCUAUUACAUUACCAGAGGAACGUGGUACAAUUUCUAUUCUCGCCCGUGGUGAUAAGGGAACAUUAUGUGAGUGGAUUUCUGCCAUGCGUCCAGGUGACUCUGUUGAGAUUAAAGCCUGUACAGGUCUUCGUAUUGAUCGUGACCCAAAUACAAAACAAAUUAUCUUUCGAGGACAUGUUAUUCGACAAUUUGGUUUAAUUGCGGGUGGUACAGGAGUGGCUCCAAUGCUUCAAAUUAUUCGUGCCGCUUUGGAACGUCCUUUUGUGGAAACUACGGAAUCUAUUCGACUCAUCUACGCCUCUGAAGAGUAUGAUGAAUUGACCUACCGUAGUACUUUACAAGAUUAUGCUAAAUCGAAUCCUGAUAAGUUUGCCUGUGAUUUUGUACUCAACAGUCCUCCUGAGGGAUGGACAGGUGGUGUUGGCUUUAUAGACCGUCCAUCUCUGCAGAAAACACUGCAGCCACCAUCUGAUGAUCUUCUUGUUGCUAUUUGUGGUCCACCAGCUAUGCAGAGGGCGGUGCGGAAUACAUUGUUGAAUAUGGGAUAUAAUCCAGCCCUUGUGCGUACAGUGGAUGAGGAUAUGGAAUAG